AUGGAUGAGCAUGGUUUCAUCAAGAUUAUUGGUCGAACUAAAGAGUUGAUUAUAAGGGGCGGCGAAAACAUAUACCCCCGAGAAGUGGAGGAAUUGCUGCACAAACACCCGGAUAUACUCGACGCCUACGUGUGUGGAGUACCGGAUGAUAGGGUGGGCGAAGAGGUCUGCGCGUGGAUUCAACUCAAGGAUCCCAACAGAAAGCCUACGGAAGCCGAGAUCCGGGAGUUUUGCAAACAACGGAUAACAUACUUCAAAGUACCCCGGUACGUGCUAUUUGUGGACAGUUUCCCGUUAACACCGGCGGGUAAAGUGAAAAAGUUUGUGAUGAGGGGACAGUCGUGUCGUAUAUUAGGGUUGAAUGAUCAUUAA
This is a messenger RNA of Oppiella nova, 372 nucleotides long. The record is from the annotation of a GenBank genome assembly. NCBI's taxonomy places the organism in Eukaryota, Metazoa, Arthropoda, Arachnida, Sarcoptiformes, Oppiidae.